Molecule: messenger RNA, 1282 nt
Organism: Capsicum annuum
Lineage: Eukaryota; Viridiplantae; Streptophyta; Magnoliopsida; Solanales; Solanaceae
Product: E3 ubiquitin-protein ligase mib1-like
Exons: 2
Coding region: 416-1282 (288 amino acids)
Molecular function (GO): protein binding
Source: RefSeq, a predicted model, not a curated record
ACUUUUAAUGGACCAGUAUGAUAUUUUAUGAUUAAUUCAAUAUUGCAGAUUUUAAAAAUUUAGAUGUUCUUGAACUAAUAUCGUAAGUUACAACCCUUCUUAUAUUAAUACUAUAACAACAACAACAACAACAACAUACCGGAUGUAAUCUGUAUGGGGAGAGUAGAGUGUACAUAGAUCUUAUCCUUACGAUGUAGAUAGAGAGACUGUUUCAAAAUCCAUGCAAUUUGAUGGUCGAGAAGCAAAACAUGACAAGUAAAAGUGAAUGGAGGGAAUAUAUUAUUCUAAAACAAAGACACAGCAAAGACUUAGAUAGGUCUUAGUUUCUAUAUAAUAUUUCAAUCUGAGAAAGCAAAACCUCACAAGAUCAGAAUUUGGGUGACUUUUGAUAAUCUCGUAAAAAUCAAAAAGAGUAAUGGACUCAAAACUGUACAAAGCUGCGAUGGAAGGCAAUACAGGAAAUGGUGAUUUCUUACUUGCUGAUUAUCUAAAUAGGGAUGAAGAAAAUGGGUACCAGGUCACUCCAAAGGGUAACACAGUCCUCCACGUUGCAGCUCUCUAUGGCCAAUCAGGUUUUGUGCCACAAGUUAUUGACAUUACUCCUGCAUUGUUGUGCUGUAAGAACAAGAAAAAUGAAACUGCACUUCACUUAGCAGCUAAUAAAGGGCACAAAGACGUGGUGGAGGUACUACUGCGUGGCGUAGACGUAGCUGGACAACCCGUGGGGAUCAAUAAGGAGACACUUAUGAGGAUGACAGAUGACAGUGGUGAUACAGCCCUGCACAAAGCCGUGAGGACUGGAUGUGUAGACACUGUCAGACUCUUGGUGGAACAAGAUCCUGAUUUCGAGUUUCCAGCAAACAAUGCUGGGGAGACACCACUCUAUCUGGCCGCGGAGUCUGGUGUUGUUAACUGUUUGUCGGAAAUCUUAGAACACUGCAACAGACCAACAUACAGCAGUCCAUGUGGUCAAACGGCUUUGCACGCGGCAAUAAUCCAGGAACACUUGGAUUGUGCGGCAUCACUGUGGGAAUGGAACAAAUCAUUAUGCGAGGAAACUGACAAAUGGGAUUGGAAUACACUGUAUUAUGCUGUUAAACAAGGAUUGAGAGUAGUAGUUCGUAAAAUGCUGGGGUGGAAGACAUCGUUAGCCUACACUCACGCAGGCAAUGGAAAUGACUGGGCAACAUCAAUUCAUAUUGCAGCCAAUGAAGGUCGUGUAAACAUGAUACGUGAGCUAUCAUUUCACUGUCCAGAUAGUCAGAUUCUUAUUGAAUUCUAA